UAUAGUCUUCACUGUCAUUUACACAAAUUUUUUUACCGCCGCCGCCACAUUCAACAUUUUAUUUUUAAAAAAACCAUACAAAAAACUUUAUUUUUUACAAUAGCUUUUCUUUUUUAACAUAAAACCCUAUAAAAAUAAAAAAAUUAAUUCUUAUCUGGAAAAAUUAGAGGAAAAACAUUAUCUGUAUAUGUAUCGACGAAUGGCGCAAUAGAAAAACAAUCGGGAAAAAAACCGAUUGGCUUGUUUUUUCCCCUUUGGAUCCAACUCGAUCUCCACUGUCUACGCAGUUCCAUCCUUUUAUACCCUUUUCUCUUGAUUUUAUUUUACAUUUUUUAUUUGCACUCUUUUUUUGGCAUGUCAUUUUUUGUCUCUCAAUUUCAAAUUGCAGAAGCACCAAUAAGCGUAUUCAUACUAUGCCACGGUCUUCUUGACACCAAACACGCGCCACUCUUUCAACACCUGCAAAAAACAUUACCAUUCGCCACCGUGUCUUUUGAUUUUCGCGGCAACGGCCACAGCACAGGCACCACAAGUUACGGAAACUACCACGAAGAAGCCAACGAUAUCAAGCAGGUCAUCGAGUACGUGAACAGCGAGCAAAUGCGAAUACAUACAGGAAAAUGUCACUUUGUCGGGUGGUCGGUAUUCUGGGCCAUUCCAAGGGGCAUCCAGUGUGUAUUUGUUUGCCCAUACGUGCCCACUCUGUGUCCACAGAUGAUCGUGGGGGUGUCGCCCCGGUUCUGGUUAGCACGUGAAACGCCCAAUCGCUGGAAACCACACCAAGUAGGUGAUUUGCAAACAAAAGGAAUGUUUCUCUGGCGCACAUAUGGCAAUGCAAGCAACCAAACCCAAGACGAUACAAUGCAUGGUAGUGAACUUAAUGGAGGAAAUGUGCCCAGGCGCGAAUAUUGGGUAAAAUCGGAGCAUUUGGACCAAAGAUGCAGUACGCGUAUGGAUAUUGUGAAGGAUCUGCCUUUUGAAAAAUGCGCUGUGCUAAAUAUCAGCGGUGCUUGCGAUAAAGUUGUGCCGGAGGAGGAUCUCUGGGAAUACGAUCGCUUGAUGCGCAUGGGGGCUUUGGAUACGCGUAAGGUCACUACUAGAGUGGUUCCUGGGGCUUCGCAUUUUUGGAACAAUAAGGAUGAGCUUUUUGCGAUUGAAGAGGUUAUUUCAUCGUGGUUGGACUCUGGUGGUAGCGCCUUAUGCGGGGGGAGGGGGAGUUAUCCUGACCUACUUUAAAUAAAUAAAAAUGUUUUGUUUAAACUCUUUGAUAUUGAUACUAAUAUAUAAACAAUAAAUACAAA
Kickxella alabastrina is the source of this 1301-nucleotide messenger RNA. Its product is annotated as Alpha/Beta hydrolase protein. The record is from RefSeq and is a predicted model, not a curated record. Lineage: Eukaryota; Fungi; Kickxellomycota; Kickxellomycetes; Kickxellales; Kickxellaceae. The coding region runs from base 355 to 1236 and encodes 293 amino acids. The transcript has 2 exons.